This is a messenger RNA of Austrofundulus limnaeus, 1205 nucleotides long. RefSeq names its product FKBP prolyl isomerase 6 (gene fkbp6). Gene Ontology annotation, biological process: piRNA processing; spermatogenesis. Lineage: Eukaryota; Metazoa; Chordata; Actinopteri; Cyprinodontiformes; Rivulidae. Gene Ontology annotation, cellular component: cytoplasm. Gene Ontology annotation, molecular function: peptidyl-prolyl cis-trans isomerase activity; Hsp90 protein binding. The record is from RefSeq and is a predicted model, not a curated record.
AGUCCUUUUGAGCAGCUUCGUCAGCAGAUGAAUGACGUCUUGGGAGACGGAGGGAUCCUGAAGCAGGUGGUCCUCCCUGGAGAGGGUCCACCAGUGCCUCAAAAUUCUUCAGUAUUGAUGUAUUACUCCGGUUUCCUGGAAUAUUCUGACCAGGCUUUUGACUCCACCACUCACCUCAAAUACCCUCCGAUGAUGAAGCUGGGGAGAGACGUGACAGUGGCUGGAUUGGAGCUGGGGCUGUUGACCAUGAAGAAAGGAGAGUUCUCUCGUUUCCUCUUCCAGCCCCAGUAUGCAUACGGAGACAUGGGCUGCCCGCCUUUCAUCCCUGGUGCCGCCACGGUUCUGUACGAGGUUCACGUCCUGGACUACCUUGACUCUGCACAAGUGGAUGAUGUUACUGCAAUGAGCCCGGAGGAGCAAAACACCAUUCCUCUGUCCACGUUUCUUGAUGCCGUCAACACUUUGCGCAGCUUUGGCAACCGUUUUUUCAACCAGAGCCGAUACGAAAAUGCCAAAGACCGCUAUAAACAAGCUAUAACUCUGCUGAAAAACAGAGAACUGCAGAGCGAGCAAGAGAAAGACAACCUCAAGACGGCUCAGCUCCCGCUCUAUCUGAACCUUUCUCUCACUGAACUCCGUCUGGAGAACCCACACAAAGCCCUCAAAUACGGCAACAAAGCCUUGGAGAUAGACUCCGCCAACACAAAGGCUCUCUUCCGCUGCGGGCAGGCUUACCUGGAGCUGUGCGAGUAUGAGAGCGCUCAGAGUUGUCUCAUAUCCGCUCAGGCGAAGAAGCCUUUUGAUCAUGACAUCAACAGCCUCCUAAGGAAAGUGGCAACAUGUUAUAAAGACAGCUUGGAUAAAGAAAAAGAGUUUUACUCCAAGAUGUUUAGAGAGCAGAGGGACCCGGAGACGGUGUGAGCACCACCUGACACUGGAUUAGAUUCAACCGUUGUUUUUCUUUCCUUUUGGACAGCGUUGAAAGCAGUUUCACCCGUGUUGUAAUAAAACAUUGGUUUGUUUUUCAUUUGUAAAGAAACUGAAUGUUUUUGUUUCUCUAAAGUUUGAUAAAUUGUUGCUUAGUGAAACAAUGAACAGUAAUGUUCUCAUUGAAUUCUUUUAUGUUGACUGUGUUUGCUGGAUAUUUACAAGCUUCGUAGUACUUGAAGUGUGUGAUCAUUAAAGUGAAACUUUUUCACCUCUAA